AUGGUGCCGGUGCCUUUUAUUAAAGUAAAGGUUGAAGAGAAGCUCUCCCGGCGUAAUGCAGCCCACGAGCCACCUUUGAAUUGUGCCAGGUCGACUGUAGCCACAGCUUCGUCACACAAAGCUCAUGAGAUAUCAAAUGGAAGGCAACACAGUUCUCACGGGUAUCUUUUUUCUAGUCGCUUGGCAGCUAGUACAAAAGGCCGUGUCCCGGUUGUUCCAUAUUCAGCAGAUGCCAUAGCUGAGUAUAACUCCAUUAAAAUGCGCCCAUCUAAAGCAAAUCAUAGCAUCGAUCCGACAGCACAGUCGUCCCCAAUUAACCGUGCGACUGUAUUCCCCAAGACUUACGCUUCACCCGUAGGAGUAACUCUUCGCCCGCAGGCUCAAUGUCAUGAGCGAUCUCCUAGUUCUAUCGUCUGCCAACCUAUUUCAAAACAAACAGCGCCUACUAUUCUUGCUACACACAUGACCAACAUGGAAAAGAUCAAAGAGCAUGAGGCCUUUAUCAUGCAAUCUCCCCUGUCACAAGUGUCACAGAUAUUUAAGCCCUCAGUAGAGCUUAGGUGUGCUGCACUUGAUGCGCAAAGGAGUCGGUCUGACAUUUUGCAUAGCGCUCUUUGUAACAUCAUAUCCAAGAACUAUCACUCUCGCAGGGUACAAAAUGCCGCUAUGCUCUUCCUAGAAAUAGGUGGAUUUUCGCCACGAAUACUAGCUAAUGAGAUGAAGCACUAUAAAAAGAAUCGAUCCAGUAUCAAUCCUAAUGCAGCAAGGCUUACUUGUAACGUAGAAGAAUCAGCAACAUCCCUUAGCUGCAGUACAUUUUCUGAAAUAGCCCCAGCACAUGUCAUACGAGAGUUAUCUGCACCCGUCUUUAGUGAAACCGAUAACACUGAUACCGUCCUGGAUGGACCUGCUUUCAAGGAUGUGAAAAGACUAUCUCAUGUUUGGCCAAAUAAAGCACAGCCAAAAUCUUCAGUCACAUGUGUAGCGACUGAGAAGGCUUCGCUGACUCGCUUGCAAUCAGAUAGGUUUUUGCAAAGUUCUUCCACAGGUUGCUUAUUGUCAAGAAAAAGACAUGUAGAAUAUCGACUGCUGGAUGCAGCGUUACCUCCUCCAAAGGAUCUGUCUAGCAGUGAGUCAGAACUAAGCUCUUCCUCCGAUUUAGAUCUAAACUUUGACUCUCUAGUCCAAAAGCGUCGUGAGUUAUUCUCUCGAUCGUUUUCUCUUCCUAAAAAGGGUCCAAGUAUCAAUAAGCAGCCUUUACUGAAGCUUGAAAGCAUGACAGCUAAAACGUCGCCAUCAUCUUUUGUGUCUCCUUCGCGAAAAGCUACUUCUGAUUACAAAUCUCAACCACUAAACCUUGUCUGUGAAGAACACGAACUGCGCCAAGUGGCAAAAGAUGCCAAACUAAGGAAAGCCCGGUCAUUUGGAGAAUUCUCAACAUCACGACGACGAAAGUCAAAAGUAACACAUUUUAUUCCCGAUUUCUCCUGCUUCAAGUCCAGUAGCUCCUUGUCACAGAGUGUUUCGGUGAUAUCAGAGCUAAACGAAUACUACAGUAUUAAUGAAAAGCUAGGAUAUGUUGAAGCAAUUGGACGCUCAGUUAGCAAUCAGUGCAAGGCAGAGUGUUCCCAUACUUAUCUAAGUAACGAAGAAGCCCAGCAUAUGCUAACUCUCUUGUAUAGACAAUACUAUGCCGAUUGUAAAGCAGUGGAUACAACUAGAAGAUACAGAGGCCUCAGACGGAUACAUCACCAUAACACCUAUCCAUACCAGAUUGCCGAAGAAGGAGGACACUAUAAUACACAAAGCAACGAUUACUCUUUGAUAGAAGCAAUCCUAACACAUGUUCAGCAACCAGUAUCACACAGCUACGGUGUAUCUCAUUCAAUAAUCUCAUACUGCAACGCUUCUCUGCAUGAGUGUCGCAUGGGCACAUUGUUUGAGACAUUAUCUCUUGCCAGAAGCUUCCUGUAUAUUGUUGAUUUUCAUCUGGACAUGGACACAUACUUUCCCCAGGUUCUAGCUCUUAUGCUUCAGGAGCAUUCACAACGAGCUCAACCAACUUUUGACUUGAUGAAUGAUCCUCCGUGCAUUCUUUCAGCAGACAACCCGGUCAUAAAUAAGACUGAAAUCCCCAUUUUAAAGAUACGCAGCCUAUUUGUAGAUCUAUCUAAUAGCGGAUUGAUGGAUAGAGCAGCUACCGUGUUGAAUGACUGUGUCAACAAGCGAUUCUUUGAUCUGUACAUGUUGUUCACGAUUCAAUCCUUUGCAGAUUCAUUCAGUGAUAUUAACAUAUGGGAAGUAGGUCUUUCCUGGGAGUUAGCUUUCAAAUUAUGUUAUCGUAUCCUUUUUGCUAAUGAGGAUAGUCACCCCAUCAUUUCAUGGACACCAUAUGGAGACGUUUCUUACCUCAUCAGCCUUGCUGUAUUCACUGGCCGUUGCGCUGAUGGAAUAUUCAACAUUAUUGACUGCAAAGAGAGCCUGUUGUAUACCCUGAUUCUAAAUUAUUCUAUCUACGAAGCAACCUAUAUUCUUCUUAGCACAUAUAAACGCUACGAAGAUAGACACAGCCCUUCAAUUUCCGAGACAUCUCCUUCAGCAUCAUCUGCCCACCCCGGGCCACCUAACUGGCAGACUGGGAGCAUCUUUGAGAUUUUCACUGCAGAUCUUCCAAUCCAGUUUACUGAGCAAUAUGCAGAAACAAGCCCUUCUAUCGGGACCCAUUUCACCACCUUUCAAUGGCUCAUCGGUCUGCAAAUAACCAUUGAUUUUCGCCUUUUUGAGGCACUUGGGCUUCUCAUACAAAAUUCACAUAUAAGUAUUUUACUUUCCAAUCUUCGUCGAUUGAAAUUUCUAUUGAUUCUUUUAAUUCAUUUAUUACACGGCUACGUUCUCUCAAACAUACACACUCCAGGUACUCAGGAGUAUACAGACCCUCAACCAGUUAUCGUGCUUAAGUCUGGUAAGCUAAGUAUUAAAGAUCCAUUUUUGGUUACCAAUCUUCUUUACGCAAUAGGAUCAAUAUUGGGUAUUCUGUUGGACAAGAAGCUAGCACAAGAACAACUCAAGCUUAGUUUGCUUUCUAGCACCGCAGAGAAGAUGAAUCCAGAAACUAAGGAGGCUAUUUACGAUCUAACCUGUCUUCAAAGCUACUGCAUACGCAUGCUUCUUCUUCUGCUACCGUAUUUUCUUGAUGAUAAAGAGCUGGACCUGGAUUCAGAAGUGCGUGAGUACGGCUUGACCUGCAUCUAUGCUUCGCCGUCUCAAGAUCUCUACGGACUUGUCCCACCGUAUAUCCUCCUGCAUGACAUACGACAUAUUUACGGUCGUCUAGACUUUAUUCUUCCCCCAGAGAGUCUUCCAGCUCAGCAUAUUAUUCUCAAGCAUUAUUGCGCCGGUUUUCUCAUAAGGACUAUUCGCUCUGCAAUCUCCUUUAAUACCAUUAGUGAUUUGGAUAGUCUGUCAUUUAUGCGAAAUCCUUUGUGCCUCUCUGUUUUCUGGGCACUGCGAAAGCAGCCCUUUGCCGCAAAGUACAAUUUGACGCACUGGUACAUUGACAAAUUUACACAAAUGACCGAUAGAAACUUCAUCUAA
Molecule: messenger RNA, 3594 nt
Organism: Giardia duodenalis
Lineage: Eukaryota; Fornicata; Diplomonadida; Hexamitidae
Exons: 1
Coding region: 1-3594 (1197 amino acids)
Source: RefSeq, a predicted model, not a curated record